Daphnia pulex (common water flea) is the source of this 1415-nucleotide messenger RNA. Its product is annotated as extensin-2-like. NCBI's taxonomy places the organism in Eukaryota, Metazoa, Arthropoda, Branchiopoda, Diplostraca, Daphniidae. The transcript has 2 exons. Bases 107 to 1330 code for a protein of 407 amino acids. The record is from RefSeq and is a predicted model, not a curated record.
GGGAGUAGAGGCCAUUGAAAUCAGUCGAGUUCGCCUUUUCGACACGUCAACAGGAGCACUUAGUCUAUCUGCCAUUUACUGUGUCAUCAAAUAUCAACCUGUUGCCAUGGCUAACUUUGCCAUCACGCUGCUGCUAGCUGUUGUCUCGAUGUUGGCUGGAUCUACUACGGGUGGACCAAUGGGCUCAUCUUCUGCAUCAAGUAGCUACACCACCAAGAAAGCUGAAUACUACACGACGACUUACGCUGCUCCCAACUACUACACUGAGGCCCCGAAGUACUACACCACUAAAACGCCGGAGUAUUACACCACGACGUAUGCAGCUCCUACUUAUUACACCGAGGCUCCAAAGUACUACACCACCAAGGCUCCCGAGUACUACACUACCAAGAAAGCUGAGUACUACACAACACCGGAACCUUAUUACACCACGACCUACGCAGCUCCCAGUUACUAUACCGAAGCACCAAAGUACUACACCACCAAAGCACCUGAAUACUACACUGAGGCUCCAAAGUACUACUCGGCUCCGAGCUACACCACCACAGCGGCUCCUUACUACACCACUGAAGCUGCCAAGUAUUACGUAGCCCCAACUUACUACACCGCUGCUGCCCCAUCUUACUAUGUUGAACCAGCUUACUACACCGAUGCUCCGCAAUAUUACUCAGCUCCUACCUACUACGAGACCGAGGCACCCAAGUACUCCGCAACUGCCGCCCCAAGCUACUACACCGAAGCCCAUAAGUAUUACGCUGCCCCAAGCUAUUACCAGACUGAAGCGCCCGUUUAUUAUACUAAAGCUCCCGAGUACUAUACCACUGCCACCUACUACACCACAAAAGCUCCCGAAUACUACACAACUGCCUCCUACUACACCACCAAGGCUCCAGAGUACUAUACUAUGACCUACACAGCCCCUAGCUACUACAACGAAGCUCCCAAGUACUACACCGAAGCUCCCAAGUACUACACCACCAAGGCACCUGAAUACUACACCGAGGCUCCGAAGUAUUUUUCAGCUCCAAGCUACACCACUACAGCUGCUUCUUACUACACCACUGAAGCUGCCAAGUAUUACCUAGCCCCAACUUACUACACCGCUACUGCCCCUUCUUACUAUGUUGAGCCAACUUACUACACCGAAGCACCUCAGUACUACGCUGCUCCAAGCUACUACACCGAGGCUCCUAAGUACUACACCACCAAGGCUCCAGAAUACUACACCACUGCUGCUUACUACACCACAAAGUCACCUGAGUACUACACAACCAAGAAAACCGAAUACUACACUGCGGCUCCCAAAUAUUAUUCUGCGCCAGCAUACUAGAUGUUGUUAAUAUUUCAUGUAAAGAGAAUUUAUUUAUUUAUUAGUUAUAUCGCUCUAAAAUUGAUGUAUUUAAUGAUUCAGUUCA